This is a messenger RNA of Morus notabilis, 852 nucleotides long. Its product is annotated as biogenesis of lysosome-related organelles complex 1 subunit 2. NCBI's taxonomy places the organism in Eukaryota, Viridiplantae, Streptophyta, Magnoliopsida, Rosales, Moraceae. The record is from RefSeq and is a predicted model, not a curated record. Bases 388 to 801 code for a protein of 137 amino acids. The transcript has 3 exons.
UGAAUGAAUUUUUCUUUGCUAUUACGUCGAAUAAUGACAAAAUAAAUCAAACGCAACUGCUUUCCAGCGGGAAAGAGGAAAAAGAAAAUCCUUCUCUCUUGUAGUUGCGUUUGAUGUUUUUAUUUUUUAUUUUUGCCUUCCCUGUUCCUCUUUCCUUUAUCGCGUAACUUUUUAUUCUCUAAAGCUCUGACAAGGUUCUUCCUCUUCACCUAGCGAAUUUCAGAAAGUUCUCCGAUUCAAAAACCUAACUAUCUCAAUCCACCAAAGAUUCAGAGAUUCUGUAUCAUAAGGUUUGAUGUCGUUUACAAUAGACGGCAUGCCGUCUUUCUUGUAAACGAUAGCAAACCUUACUAUACACCAACGACGAAGGUCAAAGAGUCUGCUUGUAUGCUUACCAAAUCCAAUCCGAUCGUCAAACAGACCACCAAUAUGGCCGAGAAGACGGAUCAGCAACCGAGUCGCGACGAGCUUGCCGAGUCGCUCAACGAUCUCUUCACCAGCGUAUUCGCCAUGGUCAAGUCCGAGCUUCAGGGCACGAACAACCAGCUGGAGCUGUUGGAGAAGAUGAAUCUGCGAGUAGGGGAGGAAUACAAAGGCUACGGAGACGUGGCGUCCGGGCUGAGGGUGUUUGUAGAGCAACUGAAGUCCAAAAGCGGAAGCUUCGAUGAAUACGCGCAGAAAAUAGAGACAAUUGAUCAACAAGUCACUGAAUUUGAAGCUGUGAUUUCAAUGCUCGAUCGAUAUGUGUCUGCGUUGGAAUCUAAACUUCAAUCUGCUUGUCAUAUUCCAUCUCCUUCCUAACUCAUCAGUUGUUUACCUUUUUCUUAAUUUAUUUUUAUUUUUUCUUGAUGA